Messenger RNA from Dothidotthia symphoricarpi CBS 119687, 1839 nucleotides. Its product is annotated as lysyl-tRNA synthetase. Gene Ontology annotation, cellular component: cytoplasm; cytosol. Lineage: Eukaryota; Fungi; Ascomycota; Dothideomycetes; Pleosporales; Dothidotthiaceae. The transcript is spliced from 8 exons. Gene Ontology annotation, biological process: lysyl-tRNA aminoacylation. Gene Ontology annotation, molecular function: ATP binding; lysine-tRNA ligase activity; tRNA binding. Bases 14 to 1822 code for a protein of 602 amino acids. The record is from RefSeq and is a predicted model, not a curated record.
GUCAACCGCAAUCAUGGCCGACCAACAGCCUCCAGCGCCCCAGGCCGAGGCCGCCAAAGAUCUACACACUGAUCCCGUCACCGGCGAGAAGAUCUCCAAGAGCGAGCUGAAACGGCGACAGAAGCAGCGCGAGAGGGACGAGAAGAAGAAGGAGAAGGAGGCAGCAUUGCCUGUGCGUGAGAAGAAGGAGAAGAAGGAUGACGUUGAAGAGCUGAACCCAAAUCAAUACUUCGAGAUCCGCUCCAACAAGAUCAACGCGCUCCGAGCCUCCAAGCAACCAAACCCGUACCCACACAAAUUCCAUGUCAACUACAAUCUUCCCGACUUUGUACGCGAUUACUCCCAUCUCAAGAAGAGCGAGGUGGUCGAGGACAAGGAAAUCCGCAUUGGUCUGCGCGUCAUUGCGCAACGCUCCUCUUCGAGCAAGCUCCACUUCUACGUUUGCAAGGCAGAGGGAACCUCGAUCCAGGUUAUGUGCCAGAUCGACAAUGCCAAGGGUGAUGUCGACUUCGAGAAGCAGCACGAGAACAUUCAGCGUGGUGAUAUCAUCGGCGUUAUCGGUUUCCCAGGUCGCACAAACCCCAAGAAGGGUGGUGAGGGCGAGCUCAGCAUCUUCGCCAGGGAAGUCAUUCUCCUCACGCCAUGCCUGAGGAUGUUGCCGACAGAGCACUUUGGGUACAAGGACCAGGAGCAGCGCCACCGAAACCGUUUCCUCGAUCUCAUCAUGAAUGAUUCCACACGGAACACCUUCAUCACACGAACCAAGAUCGUCAAGUACGUCCGCAAAUACCUAGACGAGCGAGACUUCCUGGAAGUGCAGACACCCAUGAUGAACAAGAUCGCUGGAGGUGCCACUGCGCGGCCGUUCAAGACAUAUCACAACGAAUUGGACAUGGAACUUUUCCUUCGAAUUGCCCCCGAGUUGUACCUAAAGGAGCUUGUUGUCGGAGGUCUCGAGAGAGUCUACGAAAUUGGUCGCCAGUUCCGAAACGAGGGCAUCGAUCUGACCCACAACCCCGAGUUCACCACCUGCGAGUUUUAUAUGGCCUACGCAGACUACAACGAUGUCAUGGACAUGACUGAGGAGAUGGUCAGUGGCUUAGUCAAGGAGAUUACAGGUAGCUACGAGACAGUGUUCCACACCCAGAGUGGGGAAGAAUACAAGGUCAAUUGGGCAGCGCCAUGGAGACGAGUGGAGAUGAUCCCGGCGCUGGAGGAAGCUACAGGAGAGAAGUUCCCACCUGCGAACCAACUACACACCACCGAGACCAACGAGUUUCUCAAGAAGGUGCUCAAGAAGGUCAACGUCGACUGCUCCGAGCCCCGCACAAACUCAAGGAUGAUUGACAAGCUGGUCGGCGAGUUCAUCGAAGAGACCGCUAUCAACCCUACCUUUAUCGUGGGCCAUCCCGAGGUCAUGUCACCGCUGGCCAAGUACCAUCGUGAAAUCCCAGGUCUCUGCGAGCGUUUCGAGGCCUUCGUCUGCAAGAAGGAGAUUUGCAACGCCUACACAGAGUUGAACGACCCCUUCGACCAGCGUCUGCGAUUUGAAGAGCAAGCAAACCAGAAGGACCAGGGAGACGAUGAAGCACAGCUGAUCGACGAAACCUUCUGCCAAGCGCUCGAGUACGGUCUUCCACCAACCGGUGGAUGGGGAAUGGGAAUCGACAGACUGGUUAUGUUCUUGACCAACAACUACAGUAUUAAGGAGGUCAUCACCUUCCCCUUCAUGAAGGACGUCGUCGAGGACAAGAAGACCCCGACUGCUGCGGAAGUCGUCGGCAUUGAGCCGAAGCCCGAGGAGGGUAUCCAUCACAAGUAGAUGCAGCAUAGCAUUAC